Messenger RNA from Paramacrobiotus metropolitanus, 2289 nucleotides. RefSeq names its product probable ATP-dependent RNA helicase DDX56. The record is from RefSeq and is a predicted model, not a curated record. Gene Ontology annotation, cellular component: nucleolus. The transcript is spliced from 10 exons. NCBI's taxonomy places the organism in Eukaryota, Metazoa, Tardigrada, Eutardigrada, Parachela, Macrobiotidae. Gene Ontology annotation, molecular function: RNA helicase activity; ATP binding; nucleic acid binding. The coding region runs from base 495 to 2168 and encodes 557 amino acids.
UUUUUUUAACACUCGUUGAAACAUUUUUGGUAUGUUCUGGAAUUUUUUUUUCAAAAAGCCCAUCGGACAUGGUUUAAUACGCGGUCAUAGAAUUUGUUAGGACAAACCUACUCGUAUACCUAACGUUUUUGUUUCCGGCGUAACUUUAAUUACUGCAGACGUAUCUACAGCUCCUUGCGGGCCGGCAGUUUGUCGACAUCAUUGCGCAAAGCCUUCACAGAAUUUCGCCGUCCAGUCUCCAGCUUUGGGUUUCGGUCGUCGUGGUACUUACUAUUACUUGUCUCAGAAUGUUUGGAAUUGAUUAGUUCUGGAUCUCGAUCUACCUAUCUGAUUUGCAUUAGCACGAAUACAAAACGAAAUGUUUUCUUCUGAGUAGCUUCCUUUGUUUGUGGAACUCCCACAUAUGAAUCGCUGCAAGCCUUCGACCUGUCCGCCGCUGUAGGAUCCAUCAUUUCACUCUUUUGAUCUUACAUUUAGAAACGCAGGACACAGAAAUGGAUGAUUCUGUAUCCCCCGCUGCAUUCGCUGAUAUGGGUUUGGAUGAGCGUAUUUUAAAGGCCAUUGCCGAUUUGGGAUGGAAGGAGCCAACUUUGAUUCAGGAGCGGGCGAUCCCUCUGGCUCUCGAUGGCAAAGAUAUUGUGGCGAGAGCACGCACGGGGUCAGGAAAGACUGCUGCUUUCCUUAUUCCCAUUAUACAAAAAAUCUUACUACGAAAAUCCGAUUUGGAUCAGAAAGCAUGUUGUCGCGCUCUCGUCGUCGUUCCUUCUAAAGAGCUCGCCAAACAGGCUUACAAGAACCUCCUGGAGUUGACUGCUGUGUGCUCGACACAAGUAAGAUGCGUGGAUUUGUCAAACCAGGCUGAUCUUGCAGCUGAAAAACCGCUCUUAAAGGAAAAUCCGGAUGUCGUCAUCGGUACCCCUAGCAAAAUUUUUGCCCACUUACAAAGUAGAAGUUUGACACCGAAGCAGAAGCUGGAAUUCAUCGUUUUUGACGAAGCCGAUCUUUUGUUUUCAUUCGGCUACGAAAGGGAUAUUCAGAAUAUUAAACCGUAUUUGCCAGAGAUGUGUCAAACUUUUCUGACAUCAGCAACAUUGUCCGAGGAUAUUGUCAGAUUAAAGAAAUUGUUUUUACAUAAUCCCGUGACGCUGAAACUGGAAGAAAGUCGCCUCCCAGAAGCUGAUCAGUUAACGCAAUACCACAUUCAGUGCGAUGCCACCGAGAAGUUUGUCCUGCUGUAUGCGAUGCUUAAGCUGAAUCUCAUCCAGGGGAAAACCAUCGUUUUCGUCAACAGUGUGGAGCGUUGCUAUAGGGUCAAAUUGUUUUUGGAACAGUUUGGCAUUAAAGCUUGUAUUCUGAAUUCAGAACUGCCGGUAAAUUCAAGGUGCCACAUUGUGCAGCAGUUCAACGAUAAUGUGUACGACAUCCUCGUCGCGAGUGACGAGAUCAAUCUGAAACCAGCUGCGGCAAAAGGGAAGAAUAAGCGAAAAUCUGACAAAGAGUAUGGAGUGUCCCGUGGCGUCGACUUCCAGAACGUAUCCAAUGUGAUAAACUUUGAUUUCCCUCUGAAUGUUGAUGCUUAUGUGCACCGUGUGGGAAGAACUGCACGAGGCCAGAACCAGGGCACUGCGCUUUCCUUUGUAUUGCCCAUGGAAUUACCUCUCCUUGAGGAAGUUGAUCGGCUACUUUCUGAAGCGCUGGAUAGUGGCGGUGGAGUACCUACGGAAGCAGCAUCUGUAUUUAAGCCUUAUCAGUUUCGAAUGGAUCAGAUCGAGGGUUUCCGAUACCGUGCAGAGGAUGCCAUGCGAGCUGUUACCAAAGUAGCUGUGCGGGAAGCUCGGAUUAAGGAAAUUCGUCAGGAAAUGCUAAACUCGCAGAAGCUGAAAACAUAUUUCACAGACAAUCCGCGAGAUUUACAAGUUCUCCGGCAUGAUAAAACUCUUCAUACAGUCCGUGUUCAGCCACAUUUAAAGCAUGUACCGGAUUAUUUGGUGCCACCAGUGCUGCGACCAGUUGUGAAAAGCAGAUCAGACACGCCGAAAACCAGCAGCACGAAGAAGGUUCAUCCUAGCAAGGGAGCAUUUCGCAAUCGAAAACGAAAAGCAGAUCCUUUAAAAAGUUUUGAAUUUGGCGGACUAGCGGAAAUGGUAAAAAAGAGACGUCACAAGUGAAUAGUUUUAUUUUGCUAUUGUAAGCGAGAGAUGACAACAUUUUUUUUGGGUAAAGUUUCUGUGUUUUCGCGUCCGUGAUUAUAAAACAAACAUUUAACUGCGCAUAAAUUCACGCAAGUCA